Molecule: messenger RNA, 3884 nt
Organism: Loxodonta africana (African savanna elephant)
Lineage: Eukaryota; Metazoa; Chordata; Mammalia; Proboscidea; Elephantidae
Product: CD99 antigen-like
Exons: 9
Coding region: 49-522 (157 amino acids)
Biological process (GO): positive regulation of neutrophil extravasation; T cell extravasation; homotypic cell-cell adhesion
Cellular component (GO): plasma membrane
Source: RefSeq, a predicted model, not a curated record
CCGCGCGCGCCACUCGGUGGACUGUCCCUCCGCGGCGCGGGGCGCACCAUGGCGCGCCGGGCCGCCCUUGCUCUGCUGCUUCUCGGCCUGCUGGGCGCUCUGUCCCGGGGCCAAGAUUUUGAUUUGUCCGACGCUCUUGGUGAGGAUGACAAGAAGCCCACAGCACCUCCCAAGAAGCCCCAACCAGGACAAGACUUAAAUUUAGAAGAUGCCCUUAGUGGAGGGGAAUAUGACCCCGCACAGCCUAAUCCACCCAAACCAAAGCCGGAGCCAAACCCUCGCCAGCCCGGCUCCUCCGGUGGCUUUUCAGAUGCUGACCUCGCUGAUGGGACAUUUGGGACGUCCGGCGAAGGUGGAGGGGGGAGCCACAGAGAUGACGGGAACCAGCAGGGUGACUCCCCUGGGGUCAUCCCUGGGAUCAUAGGGACCAUAGUGGUUGCUGUGGCCGGGGCUGUUUCCAGCUUCAUUGCUUACCAGAAAAAGAAGUUGUGCUUCAAAGAAAAUGAUGAGUCGAAGACCUAGGCACAAGGAGGAAACCCUGCCCAGGAGGCAAGACCAACCUGGCCUGAUAAAUGUUUAUCUCCAAGACUCAGAGUCCUUACCCUUAAAGCAGACUUUGCAAUUAUUACUCUCCUCUCUUGUUCUAGAAAACCAGUGUAGCGGUAUGAUUCUCAGCAAAUUUCAUACUUUGAAUUCUGUGUGUUACCUGCCUUCUUAAUGCAAAGAAGUUUGUUAUAUUACAUUAUGGAAAUUGAUUACAUUACAUUAUGAAGGGCGAUUACAUUAUGAAAGAUGAUUACGUUAUAUUGUAUUACAUUACAGAAGGCAAUUAUAUUAUAUUACAUUACAUUAUGCAGUGUCAUUACAUUACAUAGGGAAGAACAUUACAUUACAUUAUGGAAGGUCAUUACAUUACAUCACAUCACAUUAUGGAACGUGAUUAUAUUACAUGACAUUACAUUGUGGAAGGCCAUUACAUCACAUCACAUUAUGGAAAGUGAUUACAUUAAAUGACAUUAUGGAGGGUGAUUACAUCGCAUUACAUUACAUUAUGGAAGGUGAUUAGAUUAGAUUACAUUAUAGAAGUUCAUUAGGUUACAUUAUGGGAGGUGAUUACAUUGCAUUACAUUAUAGAAGUCCAUUAGGUUACAUUAUGGAAGGUCAUUACAUUGCGUUACAUUAUAGAAGUUCAUUAUGUUACAUUAUGGGAAGUGAUUACAUUGCAUUACAUUAUAGAAGUCCAUUAGGUUACAUUAUGGAAGGUCAUUACAUUGCGUUACAUUAUGGAAGUUCAUUAUGUUACAUUAUGGGAAGUGAUUACAUUGCAUUACAUUAUAGAAGUCCAUUAGGUUACAUUACGGGAGGUCAUUACAUUGCGUUACAUUAUAGAAGUCCAUUAGGUUACAUUAUGGGAAGUGAUUACAUUGCAUUACGUUAUGUUACAUCAUGAGAGGUGAUUACAUUGCAUAUAUAUUAUAUUCAUGCACAAGUAGCUUCAGAAAGGGAAGAUAAAUGCACUUUUUAAAAAACUUAAAUACAACAGGAAGAAAUGGAGCGGCUAGCUUCCAUGUAUUGUUUAGGCUCGUCACCCCCAGUUCCAUUCCUCCCAAUGCAUCGGUCAGCAGGGCAGGGAACGGGCGCCAACUUUAUUGCCACAGACCGGGCAAAGCUGGUGAAGGCUUCCCAGCUGUGUUUUGGUCUCGUGGUACUUUAUGAUUUCAAAUGGGCUUUUUUUCGUAAACAUAGUCAGGAUCUGUAUCGUCUUCCUCAGCCCAGUUAGAAUGGCUUUGCCUCUGAACCUUGCACAGUGCCUAUUAGGAAGGAAUUCUUGUCCUAUGAAGUGAACGCAAGGUUAGAAUUUGCCUGUGUUGACAGCUGACCGCCUCCUCUGCCUGCAGAAAAAAAUACCCUCUGCGGUCACCUCCUUGGUUGUUUUCACAAAUAUCUUUGAACUCUCCUCGUCAGCGGUUCGUUUUUAUCUUAGAACCUUGGACUCGUUAGCAUUUAACCAUCAUUUCGUGGUUGGAAGAAGGGGUUACGUCACUGCAUCAUUUCAUCCAAAUUAAUUACAAGUUGCAGUGACACAGACUGUACACACGUGUCCACGGAGGUAUUUUAACCUCAGAAGUGGGACAGCUUCACACAUACUAAAGUUUCAUCAAUGGAAAAUGAAUUGUUGUGUAUUCAAUGGUUUCUCUGCUGUUUGAAAUGCGUAGCUUAUGUUUUCAUUAGCCACAGUGCAGCCAAGAAAUAAAUGUUUUAUCUGUCAAUCUCUCACGCCUCUUGGAUUUAUUUUCCAGUUCUUUAAGCCCUGGUUUUUAUCAAGGGGUAUAAACGUGGCCUGCAAACUUGUUGGAGAGAUGUCUCAACAGUCGCUUGUACCUGGAGAGGGGUGGGCAGACAGGGUGGUGGGGUAGAGGGCAGACAUUCUCCCUUUUGUAAGAUAGCUAUUAGUACUGUUUGGAUUUUCUUCAAAUUUGACUUUCUUAAAUUUCGGUUUCAACGGGGUUCCUACCCUGUCACUGCUCAGGUCUGGGAAAUUAAAGGAACAACACAGUAUGUCCUGUGCUGCCCACAGGAGGAGACGCUGUAUGGAGUAUUUCAGCAGUGAGGGUUUCUGUGUUUGUCUUCAGGGCCUGCUGUGGGUUGAACUUCCCCUGAUGACCAGGGCAGUUUGGGGCAGUCUGUGUCUACACGCUGCCACUCAGCUUGCACCUGAGGGAGGUGGGUAGGACGGCUAGAGGGCCGAACUCCCCCCGGAGAAUAGCAAUCAGGUGGUAGCGGAAAAUGUCCGCUUGUCCCAGACGCCGAAACAUACUACCCUGCGAAGAUUCUCUUUAUUGACUUUUGAGGAGGACUGGGCACAGUUACAAGUAAGGUUUUUUCAUAGAGAAAACCAAAAAAUCCAAACCCAUUGCGCUCAGGGUGAUUCUGGGUUCCUGGUUGGCACAAAUUUUAUAUGCAUAUAGAGCUUAGCUGCUAACGAAAAGGUCGACAGUUCGAAUCCACCAGCCGCUCCUUGGAAACCUUAUGGGGGACAGUUCUACUGUGUCCUGUAGGGCUGCUAUGAGUCCCCAUCGACGUGACAGCAACUGGUUUGGUUUUAUCUGAUCAAUACAGUUCCCCAGGUGGCGCAAGCAGUUUGCGAUCAGCUGCUAACCUAACAGAUGGUGAUUUGAGCCUACGUGGUGGUGCUGCGGAAGAAAGGCCUGGCAACCUGGCUUCAUAAAGAUUACAGCCAAGGAAACCCUAUGGGGGCAGUUGUACUCCGUGACAUGGGGGUCACCAUUUUCAAAGAUACAUGUCCAUGUUUGAAUGUAGGGGGUUUCCUUGUGCUUGUACUUCGGUUUUCAGGGGGAAGAAAGCUACUGUGUAUGUAGUGAAAAACAAAAUUGCUUGGGUUCCACUAAUUAAUACCAUUUACUCCUGCACCAUGUAUGGAAAAAUACAGCCAAGUAGUCAUACACAGCAGCAGAAUGGUUGGCUGCUAAACACGGAUGAAAAGAACCUCUUUGGUCUUAGGGUUUAGACUUAUGCUGUCUUUUCCUGAGAUUCUUGGGUGGUGCAAGCAAUUAACAUGCCUGGCUGCUAACUGAAAGCUCUGAGGUUCGAGUCCACCCAGAGGCACCUCAGAAGAAAGGCCUGGAGAUCUACAUCGAAAAAUACCAGGCAUUGAAAACCCUGUGGAGCACAGUUCUCCUCUAACACACAGUUCUAUUCUAACACACAAGAUGGUUUUUGUCUCUUCAAAGAAACAUAAGAUGACUUACAUGUAUUUCGCAGGCACGUGUUCUCUGUUGCAUUCAGAUAUGGGUGUUUUCUUCUUGUUUUCAGGGGAACAAGGUGACGUGAACAUGGAGAACAUUCAAGACAAGGCAGAGCCA